Vigna angularis (adzuki bean) is the source of this 980-nucleotide messenger RNA. RefSeq names its product 50S ribosomal protein L19-2, chloroplastic. Lineage: Eukaryota; Viridiplantae; Streptophyta; Magnoliopsida; Fabales; Fabaceae. The coding region runs from base 33 to 743 and encodes 236 amino acids. The record is from RefSeq and is a predicted model, not a curated record. The transcript has 5 exons. Gene Ontology annotation, cellular component: ribosome. Gene Ontology annotation, biological process: translation. Gene Ontology annotation, molecular function: structural constituent of ribosome.
CUUUUCCCUUUCACUCUCACUGCGUUUCGGUUAUGGCUUCUCGAAGGCUCUCAUCAUCUCUACUCCGACCAUUUCUCCGUCGAUCUCCGCUGCAAUUUCAUGCUCCGGCAUCUUCCCGGUCGUUCUCUCUCCCAAAAUGCACCUCUCAUGUUUCUCCGAUCGCCAUUACGAAAUCCCCUCAGACUGGGGCAUUCUCAAGAUUUGAAUGUGGCUAUGGUUUAGCAUCAGUUCAGAGAAGUUCUGAACUGGGACCAUUUAAGAAUUCUAGGGGGAUCGCACCACCUUUAGCUAGCAGGUAUAUGUCAACAGAGGCACCUUCUGUUGAUUCUUCUUCUCAAGGUAGUUUGAUGCCAGAACCUGAAGUUCCUCCUCGUAUCAAAUUUAAGAGAUUAGACAAAACUGGCCGGCAUAUUAUGCAGAUUUUAGACAAGGAAGCAGUAGAGGAGGUGAGAGGGCAAAGAGAGAUACCUGACAUAAAGCCUGGUUAUAUUGUGCAGCUCAAAGUGGAAUCACCUGAGAAUAAGAGGCGCAUUUCUAUUAUAAAAGGCAUUGUUAUUGCCAGGCGUAAUGCUGGACUCAAUACUACAUUCAGAAUUAGGAGGCAGGUGGCUGGGGUUGGGAUUGAAUCUCUAUUCCCUCUGUAUUCACCUAACAUAAAGGAGAUAAAGGUGCUUGACAAGAAGAAAGUGAGAAGGGCUAAACUCUACUAUCUGAGGGACAGAAUGAACGCACUUAAAGGUUGACGUCAAUCUUCAUCUUGGUGGACAUUUUUUUAUGAUUCAUUUCUCAUACUUAGCAUCUACAUUUACAUGUGUAUUAAUUUAUUUGCUGCUGUUAUGUCGUCAACUAGAUUUUUUGUUUUUCAAUGUGGCUUAUUACAACCUAAGAAUAUGGUCCAUCAGUUUUAUCUGAUUUAAAACUUGUCACGUUUUGAAUGGUGGGUAUUAUCUCGAGUAAUAAGAAGUUAAAGUUUUAUCGAA